AUGCCGACGAUUUCCGUGUACGAAGAAGACAUUAUAGAAAAGUUGGGUGAAAAAAUCGAAGAGGAAAAACUGAAUGAUAUAUGCUUCGAAUUCGGAAUAGAAAUUGAUGAUAUAGAAUACAAAGGUGGGAAAAAAAUUUACAAAAUUGAAGUGCCGGCUAACAGGUACGAUUUGGUAUGUGUGGAGGGGUUAUGUAGAGCGCUGAAAAGUUUUAUAGGGAAAUAUGAAAACAUCAAGUAUGCCCUCUUAACAAAUAGUGAAGAGGCCUGUAUGAAGGAAAAGCACUUCAUGCGAGUGGACGAAUCGGUGGACGAACGCAGAAGUUACGUCGUCUCCGCGGUGUUGAAAAAUGUAAAAAUUAAUGAAAGUGUAUACAAUAACAUUAUAGAAUUGCAGGAAAAGUUACAUCAUAAUUUGGGAAAAAAGAGAGUUUUGCUGGCGAUAGGAAUUCACGAUUAUGACAAGAUAAAUUUUCCUGUGACAUACAAAUUUGAAGAGAAGGAAAAAAUAAAUUUUAUUCCUCUGAAUGAAACGAAAAAUGUGAAUGGAAAUAAUUUUCUAAAAUUUUAUGAAGAAAAUAUAAAUUUAAAAUCUUAUUUAAAAAUUAUCAAGGACUUUGAUAAAUUUCCAGUCAUCGUUGAUGCAGACAAUCAGAUAUUAUCCCUUCCUCCAAUUAUCAAUUGUGAUCAUACGAAAAUUACUUACGACACCAAGAAUUUAUUUAUUGAAUGCACAGCCAUCGAUAAGAACAAAGCGGAAAUAGCUGUUAACAUUAUUUGUUCCAUGUUGUCAGAAUACUGCACACCAAAGUAUGCUAUUCACUCGUUCUUCGUCCAGUAUGAUAGAAAACACAAGGCGGAGAAAGGAAAUGGCUAUUUAUAUCCAGUUUUUAAGAACAAAAGUUUAACGUGCCAUAUAGACUAUGUAAGAAAAUUGUCUGGCAUUUUAGAUCUUUCCGUGAAGGAUGUCGAGCCAUUGUUAAAAAAAAUGAUGAUAUCGUCCAAGGUUAUUGAUAGCAGUACAUUCACUGUGGAUGUGCCCUUUUACAGAUCAGAUAUAAUGCACUGCUGUGAUAUAGUCGAAGAUAUAGCCAUCGCAUACGGGUAUGGAAACAUUGUAUCGGAAAAAAUUGAAAUUGCAAAAAAGAAUUCACUAAGUGCAUACACGGAGUUGUUCAGAAAUGUUCUGUCUGAGUGUACCUACACAGAGGUGAUGACAAAUGCUUUGCUAUCGAAGAGGGAAAACUACGAUUGUAUGUUGAGGAAACCUCGCGACUAUAACGACGACAGGAUAAACUUAGAUGAGUACAACCCCCUGGCUCCCCCAGUUCAAAUCAUGAACUCCAAAACGUCUGAAUACGAAAUUGUUAGAACAUCACUAAUUGUAAAUAUGUUAAAGUUCGUAUCCGCAAAUAAGCACAGGGAACUUCCCUUGCGAUUCUUUGAAAUUGGAGAUGUUUCGUACACGACGUAUAACAAAACGGAUACCAACGCUGUGAAUAAGAGGUACUUAUCCGUUAUCUUUGCCGAUAAGUUCACGGCUGGGCUGGAGGAAGCGCACGGAAUGCUAGAAACUGUUUUGAAGGAAUUCCAGCUUUUCAGUGAUUACAAAAUUGAGGAGAAGAGGAAGGAGAAUGUGGCCAUUCGGUCGGAUGUAUUCUACAAGUUGGUGCCUAAGGAAGAUCCCUCCUUCCUGAACGAGCGUGUAGUUGACAUUGUCUUGUGCCCACACAAUUUGAAGUUUGGAAUUAUGGGCAUAAUUCACCCGAAGGUUUUGGAAAAUUUCUCUAUCGACAUUCCAGUAUCCGUCAUAGAGAUAAACAUAGAAACGAUAAUGGACGUUCUGAUGAUUUGA
Messenger RNA from Plasmodium knowlesi strain H, 1854 nucleotides. RefSeq names its product phenylalanine--tRNA ligase beta subunit, putative. Gene Ontology annotation, biological process: phenylalanyl-tRNA aminoacylation. Lineage: Eukaryota; Apicomplexa; Aconoidasida; Haemosporida; Plasmodiidae. Gene Ontology annotation, cellular component: phenylalanine-tRNA ligase complex; cytoplasm. Gene Ontology annotation, molecular function: RNA binding; phenylalanine-tRNA ligase activity; ATP binding. The transcript is spliced from 3 exons. The record is from RefSeq and is a predicted model, not a curated record. The coding region runs from base 1 to 1854 and encodes 617 amino acids.